Nematolebias whitei (Rio pearlfish) is the source of this 1214-nucleotide messenger RNA. RefSeq names its product GRAM domain-containing protein 2A-like. Gene Ontology annotation, cellular component: endoplasmic reticulum membrane; extrinsic component of cytoplasmic side of plasma membrane; organelle membrane contact site. Gene Ontology annotation, molecular function: phosphatidylinositol-4,5-bisphosphate binding. The transcript has 11 exons. NCBI's taxonomy places the organism in Eukaryota, Metazoa, Chordata, Actinopteri, Cyprinodontiformes, Rivulidae. The record is from RefSeq and is a predicted model, not a curated record. Gene Ontology annotation, biological process: regulation of store-operated calcium entry.
AGAGGAUAGCAGCUUGCAGAGCCAGGGCCAGGAGCAUGACUGAGCAGCAGGAGCAGGGUGAAGUAACAGGCCUCCUCUCAUCGCACGACCUGGAGCCCUCCAAAGACGACGACACGCACGGCCACUUCAGGUUUCAUCUGAUUGAAGACCUGUCAUAUGAAGAUGUGAAGAAAUGUUACAGGGGCUCGUGUGUAUCUUGCAGUGGUUUGCUCCAGGCCUUGGAUGUGCGCGAGUGUGUGUGUGAGUACGGUGCCAACGUGCUGAGCCUGGUGCAGAGCUCGCGUCCUCUGAGGGAGAGGGUUGUUUCUGCGUCGAGCCGAGCCGGUGGUGCUGGAGGUGGGGGAGCUGCCGGUGCUGGUGCUGUGCGGGCAGGCCGGUCCACCAAGGAGCUGCUCAUGACUCUGCCCUGUCCCUCUGCACAGACUGUCAGCAAGUACAACUCGCAGUACCACAAACUGUUCCCCUGCGUGCCCAAGGAUGAGAUCCUCAUGAAAGUGUACUCCUGCGCUCUCCUCAGAGACAUCCUUCUACAGGGUCGGCUGUACAUUUCUAGAAACUGGUUGUGUUUCUAUGCCAACCUCUUCGGCAAGGACAUCAAGGUGGCUAUUCCCGUCAUUUCUGUGAGGCUGGUGAAAAAGCACAAAACAGCUGGCCUUGUGCCCAAUGGCUUGGCGAUCACAACAGACACCAACCAGAAGUAUGUAUUUGUCUCUCUGCUGUCAAGGGACAGUGUGUAUGAUGUCCUCCGCAGAAUCUGCACACACCUACAGGUCAACGGGAAGAGCCUGAGCUUGAAACAGUUCAUGGAGGAGCCGACUCUAUCGCUGGACGAGUUCCCGACUCCAGAUGAGUUCCCAGUAGUUGAUGAAUUUCCAUCAGUGUUAAAGUGGAGGAGGAAACCCUCUGUGGUGUCUGUGUCUUCCUCUCUUCCUAACCUCCUGGGGACCUCCACCAGCGGCAUCGGAGCUGCAGAAACACCCUUCAAGGCAGAGCAGCCGUUGGAAGGUAGGUGAACGGGGGUGAUGGAGACAGGGUUGAUCACUAGUCCAAGGACAGAUAUGGGCUCAGAACAGAUGAAUCUCAUCAUCGUCUCCUCUCUCAUCAGCAUCAUUCUGCUUAUCAUGUCAUCGUGCUACCUGGCAUUUCGGGUGUGCAGUCUGGAGCAGCAGCUGUCGUUCCUCAGUAACCCCAACCUGCCCCUGAGAGAGAGGUAA